Molecule: messenger RNA, 687 nt
Organism: Brassicogethes aeneus
Lineage: Eukaryota; Metazoa; Arthropoda; Insecta; Coleoptera; Nitidulidae
Source: the annotation of a GenBank genome assembly
AUGACUAACAAGAAAAUAGCCAAAAAGAAACCACUCCCAUGUGCAAUAUGUGACAAAACCCUGGGGAAAACAAAAGUCAAAUUGCAGUGCCUAAAUUGCAAGAAGUGGGCACACAAAGAGUGUACAGGAGCACAAUCCAACUGGACAUGUGCUGACUGUGAAAAGGAAGUAUCAACCACCGAAGACGAUACAGACUCUGAAAAUGAAGCUGAGGAUAGUUCUAGCAGUGAACCUGAGGCAACCCCAAAACAUAAAAAAAGCCCACGAACACAUACAAAAAUUACAUUAAAUGAUGUGAUGAAAAAGCUGGAAAAAAUUGAAACCAAACACGAUGAACUAUUAAAAAAAUUCCAAGGAAUUCUAGAAGAAAACACUAAACUCAGAGAUGAGAUAAAGAACCUUAAAACCAAACAACAAAAACUGGAAAAACAAACAGUGAACAGCAUCACAGAAUCAAACAAAACUAAGCAGGAAAAACUAAGCAAUAAUAUAAUAGUACAGGGCCUGGAAAACGUAAACAGUACAGACUACAAAAAACUAAUAACAAAGAUUGGAGAUGAGUGUAACUUUAGAAUAACUGAAAGUGACAUAAAAGAAGUACACAACAUAGGCAAAGAUGCAAGCAAAAUGCAGUUAAAAGUGCAAUUUUCCACAACAGAAGCUAAAGAGUUCAAAGGACCAGAUUAA